Procambarus clarkii (red swamp crayfish) is the source of this 1107-nucleotide messenger RNA. NCBI's taxonomy places the organism in Eukaryota, Metazoa, Arthropoda, Malacostraca, Decapoda, Cambaridae. The record is from RefSeq and is a predicted model, not a curated record.
AUGGUGGGCCCCACUCUCGUGGUGGGCCCCACUGUCAUGGUGGGCCCCACUGUCAUGGUGGGCCCCACCGUCAUGGUGGGCCCCACCGUCAUGGUGGGCCCCACCGUCAUGGUGGGCCCCACCGUCAUGGUGGGCCCCACCGUCAUGGUGGGCCCCACCGUCAUGACCCCCGGGGUGCAGGGGGCGACGAGCCCUGGGGAGCAGGAGUAUGAUGAUAUAUCCUGGAGAGCGGCCAAGGAGCCCGCCGCACCCGUGGAGCCCGCCGCACCCGUGGAGCCCGCCGCACCCGUGGAGCCCGCCGCACCCGUGGAGCCCGCCGCACCCGUGGAGCCCGCCGCACCCGUGGAGCCCGCCGCACCCGUGGAGCCCGCCGCACCCGUGGAGCCCGCCGCACCCGUGGAGCCCGCCGCACCCGUGGAGCCCGCCGCACCCGUGGAGCCCGCCGCACCCGUGGAGCCCGCCGCACCCGUGGAGCCCGCCGCACCCGUGGAGCCCGCCGCACCCGUGGAGCCCGCCGCACCCGUGGAGCCCGCCGCACCCGUGGAGCCCGCCGCACCCGUGGAGCCCGCCGCACCCGUGGAGCCCGCCGCACCCGUGGAGCCCGCCGCACCCGUGGAGCCCGCCGCACCCGUGGAGCCCGCCGCACCCGUGGAGCCCGCCGCACCCGUGGAGCCCGCCGCACCCGUGGAGCCCGCCGCACCCGUGGAGCCCGCCGCACCCGUGGAGCCCGCCGCACCCGUGGAGCCCGCCGCACCCGUGGAGCCCGCCGCACCCGUGGAGCCCGCCGCACCCGUGGAGCCCGCCGCACCCGUGGAGCCCGCCGCACCCGUGGAGCCCGCCGCACCCGUGGAGCCCGCCGCACCCGUGGAGCCCGCCGCACCCGUGGAGCCCGCCGCACCCGUGGAGCCCGCCGCACCCGUGGAGCCCGCCGCACCCGUGGAGCCCGCCGCACCCGUGGAGCCCGCCGCACCCGUGGAGCCCGCCGCACCCGUGGAGCCCGCCGCACCCGUGGAGCCCGCCGCACCCGUGGAGCCCGCCGCACCCGUGGAGCCCGCCGCACCCGUGGAGCCCGCCGCACCCGUGGACCACGAUACGCCAAAGUUUUGA